AUGAAUUUUUUGCCCAAUGUUUGUGGAUCUCUGAGGAUCUUCCUCGUUCUCACCGGACUGUUGGUGAUCUCUGAAACUACUCUAUUGAUUCCCGAAGAACUCAGUGUCAAAGAACUCCAAUGCGUGUUCUACUGUUUGGCGAACACCAAGAAUUCCACGAAAAUGCUCGACUGUUACAAAAUAUGCAGCAAUUCCCUGAGUGAAAAGUAUGGAGAAGAAGUGUUGAAGAAGAAUCACAAACUGGCGAAGACCGUGACCACUAACGAUUUAAGUAUGGUUUGUCGCGAUGAUACUUCAGUCACCACGAGAAUGAGCGUGGAACAUCCCGUUGAGUAUCCAAAUUAUGUUGUGAUCCAGUACAAAGUGUCAAACGAACUCAAUGAUAGCUUCUAUCUGGCCAACAAUCCUAUCGCGGUCAUUGAUUUGCUCCAACCCGGCACAUUCUACCGAAUAUCAGGGUUCGGCUUCAAGGGUAGCAAGCUCAAGGGCAUCAAAGAGGUGUUUCACGUCCUUCCCACAACUUUCCGAACUCUCAACCACGGACCGAUAAAAGAAGCGAGUGAUAUCAGCGUUGUGAAUUAUCAUAUUCACCCUGUUUGCAAGUCUUGCCUGUUCGCCGAUGUGCAAUGGUCUCCAUCCGCGGACCAAAUUUGCCACUACAGCAUCGCAUGGCAUGACAAUCUCCAGGGUGAUCUUCACGAAGUUCCCCUGACUGUGGAAUCUGACUUGAAGUCACACUAUGAAAUCACAAUUGGAGAGCUGGAGUUUGCACGUGAAUACAAAGUUGCUGUGCGGAGUUUCAUGCACAAUUCGCAGCAAGUGAAGAACGACUUCAAUUGGCAGUCUUUUGUCACGCCACAGUGUCGCGAAAUUUACACAAAGCCCGCUGAUAUCCUAGAAGUGUGUUCUCCACUGCAGCCAGCCAAUGUGAAAGCAGUCGUUCGUGAUGCUCACACAGUCACUGUGACUUGGGAUAAGCCUAGCGAACCCUUGCCCCAUUACUACACAGUGUCCAUCCGUAAUUUGGACUACGAGAGACCUUUUGCCACGGCGAUGAACGUGAACGGAGACAGAGUGAAAGCAAUCUUUAAGGAACUCAAUAUCUCAGGUGUGCCCUUUGAAGUUGAUGUGGAGGCCGUUUAUGCUAAUGGGAAGCGAUCGUACACGACUAUUCAAGGGCAAUUAAUCAGCAGCAAAGGCGGAAGAGAGAAAAAAGUGGAUUUUCUACUAGUUGGCUUCUUGACCAUCUUUUGUAUCACGAUUAUGCUGUAUAUUAUGACAGUUAUUUCUACUAAACACUGCAAAUCGGAAUUGGAAGUAUUAAAAAAUGAAGACAUUCAUUAUAUAAAUGACUCCCUCGAAGUUGAUAUCGACUGCGUGACUGUUAAUGAGAUGAUUGGGGAGGGACACUUUGGGAUGGUGAAGAAAGGAGAGUUAAGAAAAUUCGAAACUCACUUAAUGGACUAUUCAACGACUACAGUGGCAGUGAAGAUGCUCAAGGAUCCAGCGUCGAAGGACGAGAUUGAAGAAUUCAUUCAGGAGAUCAACAUCAUGAAAUCCGUGCCGAAGCAUCCCAACAUCGUGAGCAUCUUAGGACACUGCACGGGAAAAGGCGAUGACAUGCUCCUGCUCACUGAGUACUGCGCCAAAGGGAGCCUCCUUGACCAUCUGAGGAACCAGUGGAGAGUUCAUGGGAAUCAGCAAAACAUGUUGCGCAGUGAGAAGAUAUUCAGAUUCUUGAUUGGCAUCAGAUCCGUUUCCACGAACUACGUGAACAAUCCCGUCUAUUUUGCAAACGACGCCGAUGACUUCACCGUGACGGUCACUAUCAAAGCCCUCCUGAAUAUGGCAAUACAAGUUGCCGAAGGAAUGACGUUCCUGGCCAUCAACAAGGUGGUCCAUCGCGAUUUAGCUGCGCGCAAUGUGCUCGUGACUGAGCACAACACCAUGAAGAUUGCAGACUUCGGUCUGUCCCGUGAUAUCUACAACAAUGGGAUCUAUAAGAAGCGGAGCAGCGGUCGAGUUCCCAUCAAAUGGAUGGCUCUUGAGGCUCUGAGUCGUCAAGUGUACACAACUCAGUCGGAUGUGUGGUCAUUUGGCGUCCUCCUGUAUGAGAUCUUCACUCUGGGCUGCAUUCCCUAUCCGACUAUCGAGAAUGACCAGCUUCUCGUAUACCUUCGGACCGGCGCACGGAUGGAAAUGCCUCCCAACUGCUCCCUCUCGCUCUACAAACUCAUGAGAUCCUGCUGGGCUGAAAAUCCCAACGAGAGGCCAUCCUUUAACGCCAUCGCCGCAGAACUCAAGGAUGAGAUGGAUAACCAGGCCGGCGAUGAACUGUUUGAUUUGGAGAAGCUCAACCAAGAUGAUAAUCUCAUACGAGACAGUUUAUCUCAACUGACAGCAUCUUCAGCAUACCUCACGCCCAUAAACGACGCUUAG
This is a messenger RNA of Phlebotomus argentipes, 2439 nucleotides long. RefSeq names its product tyrosine-protein kinase receptor torso-like. Bases 1 to 2439 code for a protein of 812 amino acids. Gene Ontology annotation, molecular function: protein binding; transmembrane receptor protein tyrosine kinase activity; ATP binding. Gene Ontology annotation, biological process: cell surface receptor protein tyrosine kinase signaling pathway; multicellular organism development; positive regulation of kinase activity. The transcript has a single exon. Gene Ontology annotation, cellular component: signaling receptor complex. The record is from RefSeq and is a predicted model, not a curated record. Lineage: Eukaryota; Metazoa; Arthropoda; Insecta; Diptera; Psychodidae.